Messenger RNA from Lachancea meyersii CBS 8951, 1584 nucleotides. The record is from the annotation of a GenBank genome assembly. Lineage: Eukaryota; Fungi; Ascomycota; Saccharomycetes; Saccharomycetales; Saccharomycetaceae.
AUGAGUGUCCAAAUUUUUGGUGAUCAAGUCACGGAAGAAAGAGCCGAAAACGCUCGUAUGUCAGCUUUCGUGGGAGCAAUCGCUGUCGGAGAUCUUGUCAAAACAACUCUGGGGCCAAAAGGCAUGGACAAACUGCUGCAAAGCGCUAACAGUGGAAACUCGAUGGUGACCAACGACGGUGCAACUAUCUUGAAGGCUAUCCCACUCGAUAACCCAGCAGCUAAGGUGCUGGUCAAUAUUAGCAAAGUGCAGGACGACGAGGUUGGUGAUGGCACGACGAGUGUGACGGUUUUGAGCGCAGAAUUGCUCAGAGAGGCGGAGAAGCUCAUCGACCAGGGAAAAAUUCAUCCACAAACAAUCAUCGAGGGUUUCAGAAUAGCGUCGAAGGCCGCGUUGUGCGCCCUCGAGAAGACUGCGGUGGACCAUUCUGCCAGCAAGGAAGAGUUUUACCAGGAUUUGAUCUCCAUUGCCAAAACCACUCUAUCGUCCAAGAUUUUGUCCCAGGACAAGGAGCACUUUUCGAAGCUAGCAGCCGACUCCAUCAUGAGACUCGGAGGUUCUGUCAACUUGGAGCACAUACAGGUUUUGAAAAUCAUCGGCGGAAGGCUUUCCGACUCCUUUUUAGAUGAGGGAUUCAUACUGCCUAAAAGAUUCGGUAACAACCAACCCAAGCGCGUAGAGAACGCUAAGAUUUUGAUCGCAAAUACUUCUCUAGAUACAGACAAAGUCAAGGUUUUUGGUGCUAAAUUCAAAGUCGACUCCACCUCCAAGCUAGCUCAACUGGAAAAGGCAGAAAAGACCAAGAUGAAAAACAAGAUAGACAAGAUUUCCAAAUUCGGUAUCAACACCUUCAUCAAUAGACAACUGAUCUACGACUACCCUGAGCAGCUUUUCACUGACCUAAGCAUCAACUCCAUCGAGCAUGCAGAUUUCGAAGGUGUCGAAAGACUAGCUCUUGUCACUGGCGGAGAGGUUGUUUCGACUUUCGACAACCCUGAAAAAUGUAAACUCGGCGAGUGUGAUGUUAUUGAGGAGGUGAUGAUCGGAGAGGAAACCUUUACCAAAUUCAGUGGUUGCAAAGCUGGUGAAGCUUGUACCAUUGUGCUAAGAGGCGCUACCGAUCAAGUCUUGGACGAAGCCGAAAGAUCUCUACAUGAUGCCCUGUCAGUGCUGUCGCAAACUACCAAAGAGACCAGAACUGUGCUGGGCGGUGGAUGCGCUGAGAUGAUCAUGUCCAAGGCAGUUGAUACAGCUGCUCAAAAUGUCGACGGUAAAAAAUCUUACGCCGUGGAAGCAUUUGGCCGUGCUCUCAGACAGCUACCUACGAUUUUGGCGGAUAACGCAGGGUUCGACAGCAGCGAACUUGUCUCGAAGUUAAGAUCUUCUAUAUAUGGCGGCAUGACUACAUCCGGUCUCAAUCUGAACAACGGAAGUAUCGCUGAUAUGAGGGAGUUGGGAAUUGUCGAGAGUUACAAACUGAAGAGAGCGGUGGUAAACUCUGCAUCGGAAGCCGCCGAAGUUCUUCUAAGGGUCGACAACAUCAUUCGUGCUAAGCCAAGAACUGCAAACAGACAGCACAUGUAA